Xylaria bambusicola is the source of this 520-nucleotide messenger RNA. RefSeq lists its product as uncharacterized. Lineage: Eukaryota; Fungi; Ascomycota; Sordariomycetes; Xylariales; Xylariaceae. The transcript is spliced from 2 exons. The record is from RefSeq and is a predicted model, not a curated record. The coding region runs from base 117 to 404 and encodes 95 amino acids.
AAUUCUGUCUAUAUUACUGAAUUUUCUUCGAGUCGCUCUAUCGAGCAUUAUCGCGAAUCAAUACAUAUAUUUUUCCGCAGCUUCUUACCUCACAGAACUAAGCGUCGCUAGUCAAGAUGGCUGACUCUCUCGGCGGACAUUCUUCCCGGAUCGAGCAGGUACCGCUCGACGCGAACCAGCACGGACAAGCUCAAAACAUCAUAGGCGAGCAAAAGUCCAACUAUGGCAACACCACACAGGUCGACAUAGGCUCUCACGCCGAAGCCCAGGCCGAGCAGGUCAAGGAUCAGGUCGAUGGCGCUACCCCUAGCGGGCCGAAGAGGGCAACCCCGGAGAGUGGCGGACGCGUACAGGUGGGCGAGACGGGCGACUUGCAUGAUUUGGCUGCGCGGCGACAGCCUUAGGGUUCCCAUCCUGGUGAUGGGUAAGCAAUAUAUCGUUGGACGUUUCGGGAAAUAUGGCCUGGUUCCUUUCGCGUGGAGUUCGUUUUCCGGAAGAGAGGCGCUUCUGUACCAUUAUC